AUGCCCGAUUCGAGAUACAUUGGCGCAUUUGGCGUUGAAGGAUGGACAACACGCAGCGGGGUGAAUCUGUUGAGGCAUGGCGAUGUCGUCAAUAUCGAGCGCCAAAAGAUACAGCUUCCCAAAUCGGCACCACAAAGAGGACAGCCGGGGCCCCGCAUCAGCGCAGCUGCAGCUAAGAGGGUUGAUGUGAUUGUCCGCUUCACCGACGGCGCCGGAAGGGAGAUUGGCCGUCUGGUCAAGGAAACAGCAGACUGGGUUUCGACACUCAUGGACCAGAAGAUUUGCAAGUUCGAGGGAACCUGUGUCUAUGCGCCCGAGAGACUGCGCACCAACGACACGGUCUUUCUGCAACUUCGAUGCUCAUUGCUGAGCUCGGCUUUCUCUAGCCGCAGGUUCCAGGCUGCCGAUAACAGGACCGUUGGUCGCUUUGACGAGACCGAAACGUCAGAAGAAAGAAGCUUGCGGUUGAGGCAGGUCGCACUCGUCAAGCUUUUCCAGGAGAUUAAUCUUCUCCCAACCAGAGGGAACGAGAUGGGAGCGAAGAAUCAGCGGCGAGAAUUGCUCCAGGCGGCCGAGAUGGCCGAGAACAAAGAAAAAGGGAAACCGGGGCCCCAGGAUCGAGACGACACUGGCUCGUCGUCCCCGUCAGAUGAUAAUGACGACGGCAAGGAGCUUGAGCAAGACCAACUCGACACAUUAUACAAGAAGGCGCAAUCGUUCGACUUCAACACGCCCCAAGCAGAGCCUGCCGAGACUUUUGCCAUGACUCUGCGCCCAUAUCAGAAACAGUCACUGCAUUGGAUGAUGGAAAAGGAAAGGAACGUGCGGAACGAACAGCGAGAGACGUCGAUGCAUCCAUUGUGGGAGGAGUAUGCCUGGCCUACGAAAGACCACGAUGAUAAGGCGCUUCCAGAGUUUCCCGAGCAGCCGACUUUCUACGUAAACCCAUACUCUGGAGAGCUCUCUCUGCAGUUUCCACGACAAGAGCAACACUGUCUCGGCGGCAUUUUGGCCGAUGAGAUGGGCCUGGGCAAGACCAUCCAGAUGCUCAGCCUCAUCCACACGCACAAAUCCGGCAUAGCAAUCGAGGCCCGCAAAGCCAGCCGACCACCGUCCUCAGUCAAUCAGCUUCCGCGUCUCCCUUCCGUCCAAGAGCGAAACGCUGUCACGAACGCACCAUGCACAACCUUGGUUGUUGCCCCUAUGUCUCUCCUCGCACAGUGGCAGAGCGAGGCAGAGAACGCUUCCAGAGAAGGCACACUGAGGUCCAUGGUGUACUACGGGAACGAGAAGAACGCCGAUCUGCUGGCGCUGUGCUGCGAAGCCAACGCCAACAAUGCCCCUGACGUGGUCAUUACCAGUUACGGCGUGGUGCUAUCCGAGUUCAGUCAGAUAGCCGCCGAGAAUGGGGACAGGGCCAGCAUCCGUGGGCUGUUCUCAUUGAGGUUCUUCCGUGUCAUCCUGGACGAAGCCCACAGCAUCAAGAACCGCCAGUCCAAGACGGCCAGGGCUUGUUAUGAGAUUGCAGCAAAGCAUCGGUGGGUGUUGACGGGGACUCCCAUCGUCAACAAGCUCGAGGAUCUCUUCAGUCUCAUCCGCUUUCUCCGGGUCGAGCCGUGGAACAACUUCUCCUUCUGGCGGACCUUCAUCACGGUGCCAUUUGAGUCCAAAGACUACAUGCGGGCGUUGGACGUUGUCCAGACCGUCCUAGAACCGCUCGUCAUGAGGAGGACAAAGGACAUGAAGACACCAGACGGGAAGCCUUUGGUAGCUCUUCCGCCAAAGCAAAUCGAGAUCGUGGACAUUGAACUCUCUAAGUCGGAGCGUGAUGUGUACGAUUACAUCUUCACCCGGGCGAAACGGACCUUCUUCGCCAACGUCGAGGCAGGCACCGUCAUGAAGGCUUUCACCAGCAUUUUCGCUCAGAUCCUUCGUCUACGCCAAUCAUGCUGUCACCCUAUUCUUGUUCGCAACCGAGACAUCGUCACUGACGAGGAGGAGGCCGGGGCUGCCGCCGACGCCGCUGCCGGGCUCGCAGACGACAUGGACCUCCAGUCUCUAAUCGAGCGCUUCACAGCGACGACAGACGAUGUUGCUGACUCCAACGCCUUUGGAGCUCACGUCCUGAGCCAGAUUCGAGACGAGGCCGUCAAUGAGUGCCCCAUUUGUGCCGAAGAACCGAUGGUCGACCAGACCGUCACCGGAUGCUGGCAUUCUGCUUGCAAGAAUUGCUUACUGGAUUACAUCAAGCACCAGAUGGACCGGCGUGAGGUACCUCGUUGUUUCCAGUGUCGUGAAGACAUCAAUGAACGCGAUUUGUUUGAAGUGGUGCGCCACGAUGACGACCCGGACGCUGCCAACAUCGGUCAGGGGCCGCGCAUUACCCUCCAGCGGCUCGGAGCCGGCAACUCUUCGGCGAAGAUCGUCGCUCUGAUCAAGCACCUCCGCGAUCUUCGCAGAGAUAAUCCGACGAUCAAAGCCGUCAUCUUUAGCCAGUUCACUUCCUUUCUCUCCCUCAUCGAACCAGCUCUCGCCCUGGCCAAUAUGCGGUUCCUUCGGCUGGAUGGAUCCAUGGCCCAGAAAGCGCGCGCCACAGUGCUCAACGAGUUUAGGGAGUCCGACAAGUUUACCAUCCUCCUUAUCAGUCUCAAGGCUGGCGGUGUUGGCCUCAACCUGACAAGCGCCAAGAGGGUCUACAUGAUGGACCCCUGGUGGAGCUUCGCCGUUGAAGCACAGGCUAUCGACCGGGUCCAUCGAAUGGGCCAGGAAGAUGAGGUGAAAGUCUAUCGAUUUAUCGUGAAGGACAGUGUCGAACAGAGGAUGCUCAAGGUACAGGAGCGCAAGAAGUUCAUUGCAACAUCUCUCGGCAUGAUGUCCGACGACGAGAAGAAAAUGCAGCGGAUCGAGGAUAUCAGGGAGCUUCUCAGUUAA
Molecule: messenger RNA, 2931 nt
Organism: Parathielavia appendiculata
Lineage: Eukaryota; Fungi; Ascomycota; Sordariomycetes; Sordariales; Chaetomiaceae
Exons: 2
Coding region: 1-2931 (976 amino acids)
Biological process (GO): DNA repair
Cellular component (GO): nucleus
Molecular function (GO): nucleic acid binding; ATP binding; ATP-dependent chromatin remodeler activity
Source: RefSeq, a predicted model, not a curated record